GACAACCUUCGAAGCUUAUUUAUACUUUCUUACCAAAAUGGAACUGUACAGUAAAGGGAAGAAGCCCAUUUGAUGCAUAAUACACAAUAAUCUAGUAGUCAAAGAAGUGUAACACGCAAUAUGGAAUCAAAGGACAAUGUUGAAGAUAACGAUCAAUUUCAGAUAUCUGAGAAGAUGAUAAGAGAAGAAGCGUUAGCAUGGAUAAAUAUGCUUCGAAGGUUGUCUCGUUUGCAGCACUAUUAUCUUUAUAGACACAAUGAUAGUACUGUGAGGCAAAAGGAUAUACUGAAUCAUUUGCGUCAGGCACUAGACAAUAUCUCUUUUGCAAAUAAACCACAUAAGGGGAGAGCUAUCAGGUCAUGUACAACAGAAGAAGAGCUUGAUUGCAAGAAGUUGAAUUAUAUGAUGCUACAUGGAAGAAGAAACUUGGCUGAGGAAAAGCAGCUAUUUAGAAAUAAAAAUAUGUGCCACAAGACAGAUGAUGCUUCAAGUUCAUCUCUUCAAGAGAUCAUGAAAAAUGUACAGAUGAAAUAUAGUUACUACAAUCGUCUCUAUAAACAGAACAAUUGUCAUAAACUCCUUAAAGAAAUCAAACAUUUUGAAGUGACAAGGAAAAAGUCGGCACAAUUAAAACAAAGCAUCAGAAAUCAAGAGAAGAUUAUGAAUGAUGAGUUAAUCGAGAUGGGGAAGAAAAGGCAUGCACUUGAGACCAAAAUCAAACAUGUUGAUAGAGAAAUAGAUCUCAUAUAUGAAGAAUUGAAGCCCUUUCACAAGGACUAUAAAGAGGCAAAUUGCCAAAAGGAUGCAUCUCUUUUUAUGCUUCAGAUGAAAAGAAGAGAAUACAGGGUCCUCAAAUGUAGCAACUUGGAAUAUGAUUUCAUUCGCUUUCAUGAUAUCUAUUUGGAGAAGCCUUUAUCACAAGAGAGGAGAAGGCGUAACAAACAAACUUAACACAUUCGUUCUUUCAUAGAACUGAAGUGAAGCCAUUGUAUACUAAACUGAAGAAUGUAUUCAAGACUUAGCCAAAGUGCUUGUAUUGAUAUUUUGUAACCAAAAAGAAGUGCUUGUAUUGAUGCUAAGAAAAAAUAAAAACCUUCCAUGGUCAUUGGCAAGGCAAAAGAAAUUUGCAUUGUUUCCCUUAUUUCAGAAAAGAAAAAAUAUCCUCAAUACAUAUUAGCUGUGACAAAUGCCAACUGCUUUGAAUCUUCA
This is a messenger RNA of Glycine soja, 1209 nucleotides long. RefSeq lists its product as uncharacterized. The transcript is spliced from 6 exons. The record is from RefSeq and is a predicted model, not a curated record. The coding region runs from base 121 to 951 and encodes 276 amino acids. Lineage: Eukaryota; Viridiplantae; Streptophyta; Magnoliopsida; Fabales; Fabaceae.